AUGCAAGGUGAGCCUGGAAGCUCCAUGCACGGAGUGACGGGCAGAGAACAGAGCUUUGCCUUCUCCGUGGCCACGCCCAUUGUCCCAACAGAUACAACCGCAGGAUUCGCCUUACCAGUGGACUCCGAGCACAAGGCCAAGGUCUUUAAGAUCUUCUCAUUUGCCAAUCCCCAUAUGAGGACCUUCCACCUCUCCUGGAUCUCUUUCUUCACCUGCUUCGUCUCCACCUUUGCCGCCGCUCCGCUGGUACCCAUAAUACGCGACAACCUCAACCUGACCAAGGGUGAUGUCGGCAAUGCCGGAAUUGCCUCCGUCUCCGGGAGUAUCUUCUCCAGGCUUGUCAUGGGCGCUGUGUGUGACCUACUAGGCCCGCGUUAUGGGUGUGCUUUCCUCAUCAUGCUUGCUGCUCCCGCUGUGUUCUGUAUGUCCAUUGUGUCGUCCGCCGGCGGGUAUGUCGCCGUCCGGUUCAUGAUAGGUUUCUCCCUUGCAACAUUCGUGUCGUGCCAGUACUGGAUGAGCACCAUGUUCAGCGGCAAGAUAAUCGGGCUUGUCAACGGCACUGCUGCCGGGUGGGGGAACAUGGGUGGUGGGGCUACUCAGCUCCUAAUGUCCUUGCUUUACGACGUAAUCCGCCGCACCGGCACCACCCCAUUCACCGCAUGGCGGAUCGCCUUCUUCAUCCCCGGAGUUCUGCAUAUUGUCAUGGGAAUCUUGGUCUUGACCCUUGGCCAAGAUUUGCCAGAUGGAAACCUUGGAAGCCUUCAGAAGAAGGGAGAAGUUUCCAUAGACAAGUUCUCUAAGGUGCUUUGGUAUGCCAUGACAGGUUAAUUCAUCAUCAUCUCUCAAUACCCAAUUCAUUAAUAUCAUAUUUUUCUGUGGAUGCAUGAUCAGUUGAACAGGUGGAGGAUAGAUGAGUUCAAUAUUGACAAUCAAUUUAAUGAAACUGCUUUGAUUCGUUGUAUCAGAUUUGAUCUCAAGCUCCACACUGCGGGCAUCAUUGCUGCUGCGUUUGGCAUGGCCAAUUUCGCUGCUCGCCCCUUCGGUGGAUACAUGUCCGACGUAGCUGCGCGUAGGUUUGGCAUGAGGGGUAGGCUAUGGAACCUCUGGAUCCUGCAGACUCUCGGAGGGGUCUUCUGCAUCUGGCCGGGUCGAGCUAAUUCGCUUCCUAUCUCCAUAAUGGCAAUGAUUCUUUUCUCCAUAGGUGCUCAGUCUGCCUGUGGUGCAACCUUCGGUAUCAUCCCAUUCAUUUCCAGGCGGUCUCUGGGAAUAAUAUCUGGCCUCACCGGUGCCGGUGGGAACUUCGGCUCAGGGCUGACCCAGUUGUUGUUCUUCACAAGCUCGAGGUACUCUACUGCAACAGGGAUAUCUCUCAUGGGGGUUAUGAUUGUAGCCUGCACUCUGCCGGUGACUCUAGUUCACUUCCCCCAGUGGGGAAGCAUGUUCUUGCCUGCAUCGACCGACGCUGAGAAGUCCAAAGAAGAGUACUACUAUGGAUCCGAAUGGACUGAGGAGGAGAAGCAGAAGUGCUUGCAUGAAGGGAGCUUCAAGUUUGCAGAGAACAGUCGAUCGGAGCGUGGCAAAAGAGCCAUUGCUUCUGCACCAACGCCACCCAUCUCUACGCCAACACAUGUUUAG
Nelumbo nucifera (sacred lotus) is the source of this 1635-nucleotide messenger RNA. Its product is annotated as high affinity nitrate transporter 2.4. NCBI's taxonomy places the organism in Eukaryota, Viridiplantae, Streptophyta, Magnoliopsida, Proteales, Nelumbonaceae. Gene Ontology annotation, biological process: transmembrane transport. The record is from RefSeq and is a predicted model, not a curated record. Gene Ontology annotation, molecular function: nitrate transmembrane transporter activity.